Poecilia latipinna (sailfin molly) is the source of this 1471-nucleotide messenger RNA. RefSeq names its product ADP-ribosylation factor 6a (gene arf6a). Bases 859 to 1386 code for a protein of 175 amino acids. The record is from RefSeq and is a predicted model, not a curated record. The transcript is spliced from 2 exons. NCBI's taxonomy places the organism in Eukaryota, Metazoa, Chordata, Actinopteri, Cyprinodontiformes, Poeciliidae. Gene Ontology annotation, molecular function: GTP binding; GTPase activity.
GCGCUGCAGAGGAAGUGGCGGCUGAUCUCGGUCCGCACCUUUUCCGGUAACAGCCCCGCCACCGCUGUGCCUGACUGAACGGCUGGAGACACAGAGGGAGGAAGACAAAUCGAGAGCGGCAAGAGUGGGGGAGAAACGGCCCGGGGGACUGGGGAAUGGUCGCCGCAGACGCAGGGGGAAGGAAGAGAAGAAAGUCGGAUGAAUCAAUGACCUUUUGAGCGGUCCUCCUGUGGUUACCCCGGUACUGAAGCGGACUCGGAAGGCUCUGAAUUGUCGCCGCCGGUUAGCGAAGAAAAUCGGCGUGCUUCGAAAUUCACCGAGGGGGAAUAAGCUAAGUGUGGACAGCCGGCGGCCAAGAAGGAAGUGGGAUCCCCCGGCUUGGCCUGGGCCUGAUUUAUAUUGUCCUUAGGUUGAAAGAACUCCUCAAACCAGACUCUGCUCGUUCACCUGGGAGGAAAAAAAGAUCUUGUAAGCAGAGUCGACCCAUAUUUUUGUUGGUUUUGGGAGGGAGUGUGUGGUCUAAGCCGACUUUGAAAGAAGGGAAUGUCGUUUUUUCUUCUCACAUCGGAGGGCAGUGGAUCAUGAAAAUAUAUCCCCACCCAAAUCUACAACAGCACCCCAUGAAGUCCCUCUGAUUCCUCAGGCCAGAUUACCUCAAUCCAGCUCAUUGUACUGUAAAGACCUAAACGCUGCUGCCAGCUCUCAGAUUUUUUUUUUGACACUUGUGUCAACCCACUGUUGUCACGUGUGUAGCUUCACGUUGAACCCCGGCCUUCUCUGUUGUCCUGAAAACAAGCUUGGCUCUAAUUAGGAGUUCCCCUUCUUCUUCUAACAAAGUAUUUAUGCACAGUAAACAAGAUGGGGAAGAUGCUGUCAAAGAUCUUUGGCAACAAGGAGAUGAGAAUAUUGAUGCUUGGACUUGACGCUGCCGGGAAAACCACCAUCCUGUACAAGCUGAAACUGGGACAGUCGGUCACCACCAUCCCCACGGUGGGGUUCAACGUGGAAACCGUCACCUACAAGAACGUCAAGUUCAACGUGUGGGACGUGGGCGGCCAGGACAAGAUCCGGCCCCUCUGGAGACAUUACUACACGGGCACGCAGGGCCUGAUCUUUGUGGUGGACUGCGCUGACAGGGACCGGAUCGACGAGGCCAGGCAGGAGCUCCACCGGAUCAUCAACGACCGGGAGAUGAGGGACGCCAUCAUCCUGAUCUUCGCCAACAAGCAGGACCUGCCAGACGCCAUGAAGCCCCACGAGAUCCAGGAGAAGCUGGGCCUGACCCGGAUCCGGGAUAGGAAUUGGUACGUUCAGCCCUCGUGUGCAACGACAGGGGAUGGACUAUACGAAGGCCUGACCUGGCUUACCUCAAAUUACAAAUCCUAAUGUUUCCUCCCACCCACCAGCUUGGACGUUUCGAGACACACACACACUCACACACACACACACACAAAAAAAGUAGCAGAGAAUU